This is a messenger RNA of Somion occarium, 1741 nucleotides long. NCBI's taxonomy places the organism in Eukaryota, Fungi, Basidiomycota, Agaricomycetes, Polyporales, Cerrenaceae. The record is from the annotation of a GenBank genome assembly.
UAGUUUCACUUGUCACCACCACCACCUCAGAUAUUCGGACCGCCUUGAUCCUCCGCAGGCCAUACCAUCGUGCAAGAUUCAGAAAUACCUCUCUGCAUUCAUCUAGUGUGGAUCGUGCACUGGCAGAGUAUCAAACAUGCGAUUCAGUACAAGAAAUACAUACUACCUCCGAAUAUCUGCACACGCCAUUCUCCCUCUCUAUUCUCAAUAGCUUUACCUCGACGAGAAACAUGUCGAUUGGAUGGACGAACGAGUUUUGCAGCACGUCUUGGAAGACGUGCGUUACAGAAUACCGGAAAAGCUAGCUAAUGAAGCAAAUGUUCACGUUGGACCAGGAGGUCCCGCGAAUGCAAAGAAGGGAACUUUGGAUGUCCAUCGUGGUGAUACAUAUCAAUUUGGAUACUUCUUACGCAAGACAGAUCCCCACGCUGUGUUGAUUAAGACACGCAACUUUGUAGCUGCACCUCUGAAUGCACCCCAAGCAACUCUACCUCCUCAGCCUUCAUCAUCCAAACCUGCAGCGGCCUCGCGGAGAAGGCCUGUUCCUCUUCUCAAAAGGGUUGCACAGAAACGCAAAGCCCAGCUUCCUACCAAACCGGCGAAGAAACGGAAGACGAAAGGCAAGGGUCGAGCCCGCGAUUCCGAUUUUGAGGAAGAGAAGGAAGAAGAUUACGAUGUGAUUGUCGUUUCCAGUGAAGAUGAAGAUGUGGAAGACAUCAACAUACCUUCUGGUCCGUUGCGACGGUCUGCAAGGAAGAGAGGCCAACCGGUUGGUGGAUACCGUGAAGACUUGAACGAUGAUCAGGCAGGAGAAGAAGAGGACGACAUACAAAUAAUGGAUACUGCCGCGGAUAUCCAGGCUCCUUCACCUACCGCUGGGAUUAGUACUCCUGGGGAAGAUCAGGAUAUGAUUCCUAUUGAUCAGCCAGCUCCAUCAAUGGAUGAUACAGGGCUCAUUGCGAUGGACGAGUCAGAACAGCCUAUCACUGUGACGAUCAAGGCCGAAGAUAGCGAACCCGGUUCACCGUUUCUUCAUCCAUCCACGCCAACAGCGACGCUUCCCCGAGACCCGGAUAUACCUCCUGGCCCUGGUGAGAUGUCUGAAGAGCCGCCUAUUGACCUUACGACAGAAGAGGAAGAAGACAUAAAGCCGAAACCUAUAUUGAAGCUCAGUUACGAGGGUUUCAACGUCAGUGGUAGAUGUUUAUGUGUCAUAGUCGAGCCAUAUCCGCCUCUCCCUGCAAGACGAGAAGUCUGUCUGACCCCUACGGGACUUGUUGCUCCUCGUGCACCUAGCAUCGCCCUUGCAGAUUACGUGCUUUCUGGAGGUCCAGAACAGCGGGCUCGCACCCCUCUCUUUCUACCAGACUAUGAUGAACGAGAAAGGAGUCAGACACCAGCACCGUUCCUUCGGGAAAAGACCCGUCCACCAGUGCCAUUAUUUUACGAUGAAGCGGAAGGUGAGGAAGACGAGGAGCUGGGUGGUGGCAUGUAUGCGCUCAGCCAGGUCAUACAAUCUGUAGGAGACAAUCCUGCUGUUGCGGCGGAGGACGAUGAUGAGAUAGAAGGAGCUGUCUUUUUCGGAGAUGCAGACGAAGCCAAGGAGUUAUAAAUACAUCCUAUUGCUGGAUUAUUGCUGGAUACACAUACACGUACAUAAUGAAUGCAGUCGACUUAAGAUUGUAUGCACAAUAUUCAGAACGAAAGAACGAUGAUGUACUUAGGCCCGACCGAUUUCCCU